GAACGUUUAGAUAUAAAUGAGUACAAGAUAAUCACGUGAUUCCGGCAAACGUGUCAUCGAGGACGUCCGCUGAGCUAUAAUGUCUGACGCGGAAGGAGAUGAAGUGCCCCAGCCAGUUGCAAGCAGUAUGGACGUCAACACUGCUCUCCAAGAAGUUCUAAAGACGGCCCUACACGCGGACGGCUUAGCGAGAGGCCUCCAUGAGGCCGCAAAGGCUCUUGACAAACGUCAAGCUCAUUUGUGUGUCUUGGCUAAUAAUUGCAACGAACCGAUGUACACCAAGCUGGUUGAGGCUCUCUGUGCUGAGCACAGCAUCCCACUGAUGAAGGUUGAUGACAACAAGAAGCUUGGAGAAUGGGUUGGCUUGUGCAAAAUCGACAAAGACGGAAAACCGAGGAAGAUUGUUGGCUGCAGCUGUGUAGUAGUAAAGGAUUACGGAAAGGAAAGUGCGGCGCUUCAUACCCUUAUGGAUUAUUUGCAAAAGCAGCACUAGCCCGAUUCUCAAAGGACUGGACAGCCUUGUAUGUUGCUCUUGUUAGCGUAUGUACAUGCAGUGGAUGGUUUGAAUAAUCAGAGAUAUUUGAAGAUGAUC
Messenger RNA from Corticium candelabrum, 592 nucleotides. Its product is annotated as small ribosomal subunit protein eS12-like. Gene Ontology annotation, biological process: translation. The transcript is spliced from 5 exons. The coding region runs from base 80 to 493 and encodes 137 amino acids. NCBI's taxonomy places the organism in Eukaryota, Metazoa, Porifera, Homoscleromorpha, Homosclerophorida, Plakinidae. The record is from RefSeq and is a predicted model, not a curated record. Gene Ontology annotation, molecular function: structural constituent of ribosome. Gene Ontology annotation, cellular component: cytosolic small ribosomal subunit; ribosome.